AUGGGACCACUCAAUACCACUGGCCCAAAGGCUCCUUGGCUUUGGCAAGUAUCACCUGGCAGGGUGAAAGGAAUCCGGUGUGGAGGGAAAGGGACGUCUCCGUACAGUCCUGGGAACCUAUUCCUCCACACAAAGCCGGUGGCGAGUUUUCGCUCUGAACCCUACAUUUUCGGAUUUUCCUUUGCCGGCCGGACCAGCGUCAGGUUGCCCGCCUCCUCGAGGCAGCACGUGCGCACACCGCAGUAA
Auxenochlorella protothecoides is the source of this 246-nucleotide messenger RNA. RefSeq lists its product as hypothetical. The coding region runs from base 1 to 246 and encodes 81 amino acids. The transcript has a single exon. The record is from RefSeq and is a predicted model, not a curated record. NCBI's taxonomy places the organism in Eukaryota, Viridiplantae, Chlorophyta, Trebouxiophyceae, Chlorellales, Chlorellaceae.